Aspergillus sclerotioniger CBS 115572 is the source of this 1092-nucleotide messenger RNA. RefSeq names its product plasma membrane Pth11-like protein. Lineage: Eukaryota; Fungi; Ascomycota; Eurotiomycetes; Eurotiales; Aspergillaceae. Bases 1 to 1092 code for a protein of 363 amino acids. The record is from RefSeq and is a predicted model, not a curated record. The transcript is spliced from 4 exons.
AUGACGGAAAGUCCGUCCGAUGUCCCUAAUAAAGGUCCUCUCUUCGUCAAGGUGACCGCAGUGCUGACUUGCAUUGCGUUCGUCUUGGUGGCCUAUCGACUACUAUGGAAGGGUUAUAUCAAGAGCACGUUCUCGGCGGACGAUAUCAUCAUCUCGUUCUCCAUGGCCGUGCAAAUUGUGAACACCGUGAUGGGUGACUUGGCCUGCCACUUCGCGUUUGGUCGACACAAGGCCGAUAUUGUCAAAACCGGCGGCAACGUUGUUCUAGCCCUGAAGUAUUUCUGGCUCUUCCAGAUCCUCUACAAACUCGUCCUCUGCCUCAACAAACUCUCCUUCUUGGCCUUCUAUCUCCGCAUCUUUCCCAACCGCACAUUCCGCCUCAUCUGCUGGAUCACCAUCUCGCUCGUCCUGACCAGCACAUUCGGCUUCGUCAUCGCCACCAUCUUCCAAUGCAUCCCUGUCCGCGCCAGCUGGUACAAACACAUCCCGAAGAAAUGCGUCAGUAAUGCUAGCUUCCGCUGGUCGUGGGCGGGCUACAAUACGCUGAUGGACAUCUGGGUGUGUCUGAUGCCGCUACCUGUACUGGCACAGCUGCACCUCGACCGCAUCCGGAAGGUUGGGGUCAUGUUGGUGUUCGGCAUGGGGCUGUUUGUGUGCGUCACGAGUAUUAUUCGCAUGUGGGCUAUGGAGGCCAGUACUAAGACGACGGAUCCGACAUGGGGAUCAUUUGAUGCGCUCAUGUGGAGUGCCAUCGAGGCCAGCACGGGAAUUAUCUGUGCGUGUUUGCCAUUCCUGAAGCAUCCGAUUCAAAAGAUGCUGCCUGGGUGGUUUGUGUCCCUGUCGAACGGGUCCCGAAAGAGUCGGAGCCGUACCCGGCCGGGAUAUCAUAUGAGUCGGUUGGGGUCUCGGUCGGGCAAUCACACAGGGGAUAAUUGGGGAAUGAGUCGGGGCGAGGGGGAGAGGGAGGUGGAGGUGGAUGGGGAUGCGGAUGCGGAUGCAGAGAGUCUGGGGAGUGAGGGGCCGAUUGCGAAGAACCAGAUCAUGGUGAAGACGGGUAUUACGAUGCGCAGUGAAAUGGUGUAUCCGAAAUGA